Molecule: messenger RNA, 273 nt
Organism: Aphanomyces astaci
Lineage: Eukaryota; Oomycota; Saprolegniomycetes; Saprolegniales; Verrucalvaceae
Exons: 1
Coding region: 1-273 (90 amino acids)
Source: RefSeq, a predicted model, not a curated record
AUGGCUCGUGGUCACGUGGUCGUUGCAGUGAGCCUGCUGUUUGGUGUAGCCACGGGCAAAAGUGAAAUCGCAGGAAAGGACAAAGUGAAUGUGUGGGACGUGAGCUUCUGGGUCCUCGUCGCGGCCCUGGUGUGCUACAUGGCCAAGCGAUUGGUCACGAUCUACGAUGCCUGCCAUCCCAACAAGGCCUACCGACACGACGAUUUCAAAUACGUCAACUUUUACACCCACCGUAUCAACAAGCCCAAAGCAUUACUAGCCAGUAGUACGUAA